AUCAACCCGUAUGAGGUUUUAGGUGUUGAUCCGGCAUGUGAAGGGAAAGAUAUUAGGCGAGCAUAUCACAAGCUAUGUUUGAAGUACCACCCUGACAAAAACACAGGGUUCCGGAAAGAGUUCGAUCGUGUCCAGGUAUCUUACAUGGUACUCAGUGAUUCCAAAAAGAAAGCGAGAUAUGACCGGACUGGUGUGAUCAACCUAGGCUCUGGAGCAGACGAUGCAGAAGCAGAAGAUUUCGACUGGACAGACUACUUCAGAACUCAAUUCGAUGCGAUCAGUAAAGAAAUGAUAGACAAAGACAGAGAGGAAUAUCAGGGAAGUGCAGAGGAAAGAGAAGACAUCAAGAAAGAACUUGUUGCCCUGAAGGGAGACAUGUCAAAGUUAUUUGAGGUAGUGAUACAUCUAGAGUUUACAAUCGAGCAAGAGAAAAGGGUGUUUGAAAUCUGCCAAGAGCUGAUUGACGAGGGAGAAAUAUCAGACAAAAGCAUUCCAAAAUGGAACACAUAUGUUUUAAAGAGAGAUCAAAAUGUGAAAAAGAUGGAGAGGAAGCGUUGUCGGGAGGAGAAAGCAGCAGAGAAGGUUGAGAAGAAGAGGAAGGAGACUGGGGAG
Molecule: messenger RNA, 612 nt
Organism: Pichia membranifaciens NRRL Y-2026
Lineage: Eukaryota; Fungi; Ascomycota; Pichiomycetes; Pichiales; Pichiaceae
Exons: 1
Cellular component (GO): nucleus; cytoplasm
Molecular function (GO): heat shock protein binding
Source: RefSeq, a predicted model, not a curated record